Pocillopora verrucosa is the source of this 2282-nucleotide messenger RNA. RefSeq lists its product as uncharacterized. The record is from RefSeq and is a predicted model, not a curated record. Lineage: Eukaryota; Metazoa; Cnidaria; Anthozoa; Scleractinia; Pocilloporidae.
AAUGCGGGAAAUCUGAAAAAUGGCGUUUAUGGGCUUCCUUACCUUUGUAAAAGCAAGUAACACAAUUUUAUUGAUAACAGGAACAUUAUCGUUGCCUUUGUAUUUUUCAUACUUUGGUACUGAAGCAGCAGUGAGAUUUUCUUUGCUUUUGUGUGUACAUUCUGCCAUACUCGCCGCAAUACCGGAUGUUGUAAAAGCUGCAAUACCUAUGCUACAGUUGCUGUCAUUUGCUGUUCUCCUUUUCCUCCCUUUCAACACAGCCCCAACCAUUGUGGUCUGGUGCUAUCUGAAGCUUCUUCAGUGUUCAGAAUUUGCACUUUUGUUUGUUGAGGCAAUACAAGUUGUUUUAGUGGUGAUGUACAUCAGUCAAUCUUUUGUGAAUGAGAUUGAAGACCAACCAGUUAUAGUUAAGACUUCUAUUUUAGCAAUCUCAGGAGUUGCAUACAUUUUGUCAAUAUAUCUCAGCUAUCAUUUGUUCACAGAUAUUCACUCAACACACACAGAAACUUGGUGUGCAGGAGUUGCAGUCAUUUUAACAAUUUUGGUGUUAUUUAUUUGCUUGUAUAAGGAAGAAGGUAUCAUAUCUGAUGCAGCUGUUGUUAGCCUUGUGAUGAUUUUUAUAGUUUGGGCUAUGAAACAGGAAAGAUUGAUGCAAGAAAAUUCCUUAGAUGUGCCGUCACAGUGGCUACAACAAGUCGCCGAUAACCGUUCAUUCCUCAAGGUGUUCUUAUCGAUGGCGAAAGUAAGCAUAGCGCAUGCGACGCGUGUUAAAAGAAUAUUUUCGGUGUUCAUCUCACCCACGUGUCUUCUGCUUGCUUUGAUGAGGAUUGCAAGUGUUGUUCAGUUCGUGACUUUGACUCCGACUUUCUUUUACCAGAAAGAGGAUGAUGAAUACAGUACAUUACAGGAAGUGGAUCUCCAGCCCCACAGAAAAGGUCUCAGACCUCUUUACCUUCGCCUGAUCAUUAUUUUUGUGUACACACAAGUUGUCGUUCGCACCAUCGCCUCUACAACAACAAACCGUCAGUACCUUAGCCAAGUUACUUCUUUUACUGACAUGUUACCUGGCAACAGAGUGUGGCGGAUCAUGCAACUGCUAUUAGUCACAACAACCUACAUUUAUCAGAUGUUCAAGGAUGAAUACCAAUGAAAAAAACUCAAGGGAAGGUUACUUCACUUUAAGACACCAAACAUUUAAGAUGUAUAUCUUCUUAAUGAGAACGAAAAGAUAGGUAUUAAAUGACAAGGGAAAGUAAAUGACGGCGCACAAAUCCGUGGGGCCCUGGAUUGACGCAAGGCAUCAUGUGAUAACUGGUAACGUGGCGUAAUGAAGUCAUUCAGUGCGUUGGUAUUGAUUAUAGGUGAUAACCAUCAUGAGCACGAUCCUAACAAGGAUGUAGUUUGACUUUACUUUUUAAGGCGGACCCACCAACAAUAUUAGAACGCAACAUCGCACUGUUAUGUUGCAGUUUUGCCCCAAUAAGAAAGGGACAUUUAAACCGUGUUACAGGAAAGAAUUUGAUGUGGAAAUGAGAAUAGAUAUGUUGCAAUAUGUUUCUGUUGAUGGUUUAGUCUUUACAUCUAGAUUAAAUACUGAGGAAAAGAAGUAUGUGUUGAUAGAAUUCCGAAACAAGCGACGUUUACGGGUUCGGUGAUUGAACAGGAAGUGAAACCCAUGUGUGGACUAUAGAUAGUGUUUUUGUGUCAGGGUAAUACGGUUCAGGUUGGAUAAAUACCUAGAUCAGCUCACUCCGUAUUUGCGAUUGACUUAGGUGCCACAAGCAGGAGCAGAAGAGAUGUAGUUGCGGGUAUAAGCCGCUAUCUUGGUAUCAUUUAUUCCUUACAGGUCAUGUUCCAUGUAAACCAACUUGACAAAAUGAAACUGGCACAGAAUCAUUUUAAAGUUUCUAAAACUGGUUACAAUAAGAAGGAUUAACAUAUCAAGUCAAGUGAAAUCGAUCAGGCUCCUAAACCGCAAUCGGUUGGUUAAGUUGUAAACUUGAACCAAUCGUGAAUUUGGGUAUUAUGGACAUUGCUAUGGAACACUGAAGAAAAUGUCACCACAUUGGCGGGAUCCAACGCUCUCGCAUAAAAAAUCGAGGCUAGUGGCCAGCUAGUCCAAGAUGGCGCCCAAACCUGUAAAUUUUUCAGUAUCCAGAAAAAGCGAUAUGAAAAGUUUGUGUUCUCCUGACGUCGAACGCAAACAAAAUAAACGAAAAGAAAAAGCUCAAACUGCACAGGCGUUCAUACGAUCUCCUAUGUAUCACACUACAGAUACGUAA